Botrytis cinerea B05.10 is the source of this 3452-nucleotide messenger RNA. RefSeq lists its product as hypothetical. The record is from RefSeq and is a predicted model, not a curated record. NCBI's taxonomy places the organism in Eukaryota, Fungi, Ascomycota, Leotiomycetes, Helotiales, Sclerotiniaceae. The transcript is spliced from 5 exons. Bases 260 to 3187 code for a protein of 975 amino acids.
GAAAGAUGCAUAUUCUCUGCAUGACCACAAUUGAAUCGGAUUGUGGCUUAAUAUAAAACUUGUUUCCAUUUCCUCCAAUGAAGCAUCUGCGGCCAGUUAGCCUCAUUUCGAUAGGUUUGAAGCGGGGAAACAAGGCAGCAUACAUCUGCUCUGGGUGUUCAAUUCCCUUUUCAACUCGACCUUUACUAUUCGAAGAUCUCGUUCAAUUCCUUCAUUUCACCUGAACCAUUAAUUUCCUCCUGGAAAAGACACAGCAAGAAUGGGACACGUUGCAGCGAUGGAUUUACUGGGCCUAGACAACAUCUUGUCUUUUGCUAAACGGCUUUCUUUCAUUUUCCAUAGAUAUCGACUGCUCUCUACGGAGAAUGAAUACAUCAUACCUAGUGUUGUUGAGGAACAUGUUAGCCUUCUCAGUUCUAUCAUUGGUACGCUCAAUGAAGUGCUUGGCCUUUUGAAACGAGAAGACGCAGGUAAAACCCAGAAUCAAGUCUUUAGCGACGAUGGCCUUCAAUUUGUGAAUUUGCUUGUGGGAGAGUGUGCUAAGGUCUUGGAUAAGAUUGCUCCUACGGUUAGAAAAGCUGCUCAGAAGGAGGAACGAAAGAAGAAGCGAAAAAUUGCGAAACCACCCAAAGCGGAGAUCAUUGCGCCUGUGGUGCCAACGCAACUAAAGCUCGACGAGGAAAAGUUCCUAAAAGACCUUGAGACUGCAGUGUGGUAUCGUGUAGAGAACGAUAUAUAUACCUACCUAGAGCAAUUCAAAAAGAUCCAGUUACAUCUUCUUUUGGUAUACCAAGUUGUUACCGUUGGCUCGCUUCUAGGAGAUCUAUCUUCUGGAAAAGUCGAUAUCGAAAAGAUCGUCCUCUAUCACGAACGCAUCAACCGCACUUUCGAUCUAGUUUGUAGCUAUUUACCAAGUCGGCGUCGCUACUUUCGUUCCAGAAGUAGCUCUGCAUACACGCUGAGUGGAUCGAAUAGCGAUAGUGAAGUUGGCUCGGCUAUCUCUAGGAGAAGACGAAGCCCACGCCCGAACUUUUCCACAUACUCCCUUCCGCCUCCUUCACCUUUUCCUCCAUUUCGGCCUGUAGAAAUAUGGGUUCCUCAGCCUGCGCCCAGGGUCAUGAAUAAUGCCUCGCCCCCUCCACCUUCUGUAAUGGCGUCUAUGCCAACAGCGCCGAUUCCAAAUUCUACGUCUUCUCCCAGAGUCAUUGGCCUGACUACUCCAAAUACCAAACCUCCCUCAUACGAGAGCCACAGAGGCCCCGUUACGCUGCCAUUGAAGCAGGUGCCAUCAACAAAUUCACCAACCUCUGAACAAAUAAUAUCGGACAAGAGAGGUCAGAAUAGCAAGGAAUAUUCAGUAACUGAGACAGAGAAGGAGCAAGUAUUAAAGAAACACGCGGAGCCCCGAGCAUCAGAAGGCCAACUCUUCAAUUCUCCCCACAGCCGCCUUAGCUUCAAGAUCAAAAGUCUCUUUCGAAGCAAAGACUCUCUCGCUGCUGAGAUGAAGAAAGUCUUGGAAAGUACUUCAAGCGUACUUGCCGCUUUUCUAAUCCAAGGUUCUGACAUUAGACCAAUCCCUCACUCGGCCUUUCACAGUUUGGAAACCACACACAUGCGUACGAUUCUGAGCCAAUUGAAUGACAACAGCUGGCUUGAGACUUUCAGUAAGCUGACAAGAUUUGAACACAAUACACUUGAUAUCGCUCUGUGUCCUUACUGGAAGACAGAAUUGCGUCGAGAGGUAGUGGUACUUAAGGUUUUACAGGAGAAUAAAAUCAAUGCAUGGAUGAGUCUCAUUGCAGAGAAGUCUGACACUCCCCUUCUACCGCAGCAUUCAAACGGCCGAGUCAUAUUAGCCAUUGUUCGAGAGCACUUGGAUGACGGCAAAAGAAUGAGUCCCAUACCUCGUGGAACUGUGGGAACAUUUGUACAGCGCUUUCCUUCUCCUCCUACACCUCCAGAAUUUCUUCAAUCAGGUCCGCCACCCCCUAUAGUUCUAUCAGGCCCCCCUCCCCCUCCUCCCAGAAGUAUGAUUUAUCCGUAUCCGUCUCCUCCUAUGCAAUUGGCCAUAAAUUCUCCUCCAAUGACAGCAGAUUCGAAUAAUAUCACUGGGUCUCGGUGUAUUGUCCCAGAUUCGUUAGGCGCCCCCGCACGUGGAAUGUGCCAUGCUACUCAGGAGCAUUGUUUGCCCCCUUUUAAUCAAGCCAGGGGCCUUAAUGGCCCUCUACCGCCACACCCGCCUCCGGCCCCUAAACCACAUUCCAACUCAAGCGAGCUUCACCUCUGCAGCGAUGCUGAAGCAUUAAUCGCUCUCACAACAUACGCAGAGUAUACAAUUCGACAAGCCGAGCCUAUCGAGCCCAGCCAGCCUCGCACAUGGUUUAAGAUAAUCAUAACCCACGAAUAUAACACACUUCCCGAUAUAGUCGCUCGCGUAGAUUCAUUUAACAAACGCGGAGGCUCUGUUAUCAACUCUCAAGUCCGUCUCACGGAUCAACACGCUAUUCACAUGAACAAAAUCUUGGAAGAUCUUCAAAUGAAAGAACGAGAUCACAGGUUUGAAUGGUGCUGGGUCGAACUAAGUCUUCACAAUAGUAUGGGGGAAGUGGAUCUUGUUGCUCGUGGUCAUGCGCCCCAAACUGCAACGAUGAUGCAUUUGAUCGCUCGAAGAUCUCUGAAGAGAGAGUAUAAACCUUAUGCGGUUUAUAGUCUGCUUGUACGAGGUCCACGCCCCGGCUUCAACAAUGGUCUUCCUCCACGACCAGGUCCACCGGUCGAAAUGCCACUACCAAUGCCUGGACCUCCACCACCGCCUCCGCUACCACAGCCUGUGGCAGCAGCUCCAGUCUACAUUGAUCGCUUCAGACCACGACCAAGAGGCAAUGGGAGAAAUAGAGGUAUGGGUAUGAGUGAUCCCGAUGAUUCAGGUAGCUCGGGGAGCGAUAGUGAUACUACUUAUGAUAGUAGAGUCGGAAGAGUGAGAAGAACAGGCCGCAAUAAUAGACAUAUGGGCCGACGUUAUUCUGACAGUGAAAUCUCAGAUGAUAGUGAUGAUGAAGAAGAUUUCAUUAAGAUUCCAAUCGUUUUGAAGAGGGGAGAUGAUGUGGUUAAGAAGCUUUUGGAUCUUUGGACGCCGAAUACGGGGAAUGUUGAAAAGUCAACGGGCAAAGCGAGUGAGAGAUCCUAGUCUAAGGAAGAAAUUAGGAGGAGAUGGUGUUUAUUGCUUUUAAUCAAGGUGGGAUAAGGUAUGCUGCUUUCUAAUAAUAAUUAUGUCUUUACGGCCUGAUCAGUCCAAUAGCUCUUAUGAUAUUCAACAUACAUACAUGUGUACUCGUAAAUAAGAGCAGAAACUUAGUGAUGCAUCCAAGCAAUCAAAAUGGUACAGAUAUUCGUGAAGAGUCAGACAAAAGACGAGCAUCCAUGAUGAUUCUGUAAUGCUCUUGAGAUACCCA